GGUCUCUAUUUAGAGAUAGAAAUUGAAGUGAAUAAUACCAGUUCUGCAUUUUCACACUCUUGAAAAAAAACGAGCUUCUUAUUCCUUCGAGAUUCUUCCACCGAUUUAGGUUUUUCAUUCAGAAAUCGAGUUUUAGGGUUUUGAUCAAACAUGGCAGAUCAUAACGAGCACGAAGAAGUUAAGAGUGAAUCUCUUUUGGACAAGAUUUCUGGUAAAAUCCAUGACCACCAUGAUUCUUCUUCAUCUUCUUCCGAUUCAGACAACGACAAAAAAGAGAAAAAAGUUUCAUCUCCUACUUCUCUCAAGAACAAGGUUUUCAGGCUUUUCGGCAGAGAAAAGCCCCUUCACAAUGUUCUUGGUGGUGGAAAACCUGCUGAUGUUUUCCUAUGGAGAAAUAAGAAGAUUUCAGCAACAACACUUGGAGUUGCCACAGCUUUAUGGGUUCUUUUUGAAUUGCUUGAAUACCACCUCUUGACUUUGAUUUCCCACUUGGCGAUACUCGCUCUAGCUGUGUUGUUCUUGUGGUCAAAUGCAUCCACUUUCAUUAACAAGUCUCCACCUAAGAUCCCACAAGUGCACAUUCCUGAGGAACCUGUUUUACAGAUUGCCUCUGCUAUUAGGAUUGAGAUCAACAGGGCUUUUGCUAUAUUAAGAGAUAUUGCAUCUGGAAGGGAUCUCAAACAGUUCCUCUCGGUUAUUGCUGGAUUAUGGGUUUUGUCAAUUGUUGGGAGCUGGACCAACUUCUUGACAUUGUUCUACAUAGCUUUUGUUUUGCUUCACACUGUACCUGUGCUUUAUGAGAAAUAUGAAGACCGUGUGGACUCUUUUGGCGAGAAGGCACUUCAUGAGUUCAAGAAGCAGUAUGCGGUGUUCGAUGAAAAGGUAUUGAGCAAGAUUCCCAAAGGUCCUUUGAAAGACAAAAAGAAAGAUUAAGUGUUGAGAUGUAUGUUGUAGCUGGGUUUCAUCAAUGCUGUUAUGUUCUGAUUCACCUCAGUUUAAACCCUGUGAUGUUAUAAUUUUAUUUUUUUUAGGGUUUCUUAGUAGACAUUGUCGAAGAAAUGCUUUAUAUGUUUUUGUGCUUACAUGUAAACCUUGGAUCCGUCUUAUAUGCUUAUGGUUGACUUGCUGCUUGGUUGUAUUUACAUCAUGAAUAUACUACUUUCUGCA
Molecule: messenger RNA, 1167 nt
Organism: Medicago truncatula (barrel medic)
Lineage: Eukaryota; Viridiplantae; Streptophyta; Magnoliopsida; Fabales; Fabaceae
Product: reticulon-like protein B2
Exons: 5
Coding region: 151-933 (260 amino acids)
Biological process (GO): response to bacterium
Source: RefSeq, a predicted model, not a curated record